Messenger RNA from Sphaeroforma arctica JP610, 675 nucleotides. RefSeq lists its product as hypothetical. The coding region runs from base 1 to 675 and encodes 224 amino acids. The transcript has a single exon. NCBI's taxonomy places the organism in Eukaryota, Ichthyosporea, Ichthyophonida. The record is from RefSeq and is a predicted model, not a curated record.
AUGGACCAUCCAGACAGCGAACUGGCCACGGCCAUCCUGUUCCAGGUCACGAAAAAUGUGAGCGAUAUGAUGUCUCAGAAUUCGUUCAAGACCUUUCGGGGUGCCAUGACCGUGCCUCACGUCGACGACUAUACCACCUCGGAAUCAUUUAAUCGUGUGCAGGCCAUGGUCAUUGGAUACAGGAAGGGCAAUGUACGCCUGGUGUUUGGACGGGCCACGCACCAGCCAGACAUCUCAGCCAUGUACCGGGACAAGUCCACGGCAGGCUUUACCUCACUGUCGAACCCUGACGCCAUAGUGGAUGAGCUGGAGGCCGUGGAUGCCAUUGUAAUCCCCGAGCCCGGCGACAUUGUGUGCUGGGCCGCUGGGGUGGUGCACUUUGAGAUGAGCAUUAACCCGGCGGCGAAAGGCAAGGGCAAGUUUAAAUACACGCGAGGCCAUGUGCAGGAACGCUACGUGGUGGGGACGCACAAUCCAAGCGGCAGCCUGACGCAGACGCAGCUGAAAACGCUGUCUGGAAUGGCCGAGUCUGGGUUUAUCCUGCAUCCGUACGUUGGACCAAAGAGCCAGUUUGGGCCCGCAAAUGCAAACACAUUUCACCGCAAGACCACGCAGUUCUGCCGCCGCAGAGUCCAGCCGCGGUGUGAGAAGAAGCGGUUUGUUGGAGUCAAUUAA